Molecule: messenger RNA, 916 nt
Organism: Mizuhopecten yessoensis (Yesso scallop)
Lineage: Eukaryota; Metazoa; Mollusca; Bivalvia; Pectinida; Pectinidae
Product: elongation factor 1-beta-like
Exons: 6
Coding region: 83-757 (224 amino acids)
Biological process (GO): translational elongation
Cellular component (GO): eukaryotic translation elongation factor 1 complex; cytosol
Molecular function (GO): translation elongation factor activity; guanyl-nucleotide exchange factor activity
Source: RefSeq, a predicted model, not a curated record
UGCCGGAAUAGUUUCUACUUCCGGUCUUUCAAGACCGUGCGGUGUGGAGACCACGUUGAAGUCAUCAUCAGGCACAUUAAAAAUGGGUUUUGGGGAUUUAAAAAGCCGUGCUGGACAGCAAGCACUGGACGCAUUCGUGACCGACAAAAGUUACAUUGAAGGAUACCAGCCUUCUCAAGCUGAUGUGGUGGUGUUCAAUGCAGUUUCCAAGGCUCCCAAUGCUGAUCUACCUCAUGCCCUGAGAUGGUUCAACCACAUCAAAUCUUACAGUGAUGCUGAGAAAAAAGGAUUUGGUGGUCAGAAGAAAGAUGUAGGCCAGUAUGGACCUUCAGGAGACGCUAAGGCUAAAUGUGAUGAUGAUGAUGAGGAGGAUGACGACAUUGAUCUGUUUGGUUCAGACUCUGAAGAGGAAGAAGAUGCAAAAGCACUAAAAGAGAAAAGAUUAGCUGAAUACGCAGCAAAGAAAGCUAAAAAGCCAGCUGUUAUUGCAAAGAGUAGUAUAGUAUUAGAUAUCAAACCCUUGGAUGAUGAAACAGACAUGGCAGAUGUAGAAAAGAAAGUCCGCACCAUUGUAAAAGAUGGUCUCCUUUGGGGAACAAGUAAACUAAUUCCUGUUGCUUUUGGUAUCAAGAAAUUACAAAUUUCCAUGGUGGUAGAGGAUGCCAAGGUGAGUGUGGAUGACAUCACAGAAAAGAUUGAAACUGACUUUGAGGAUUUUGUGCAGUCUGUGGAUAUCCACUUGUUCCAGAAGAUAUAAGAUCAGUGACUUUUGAUAGUGAUAUAUGACUCCAAUAAACAUCGUACCUAUAACAUCCAGGGACAGUUGUCUGUCGAACACCGUACUUAUAACAGGGACAGUCAUUACUCGUGGCUAAAGUGCUCUUAAAUUGCAUGUAAUAAAUACUGCAGAAAACAC